Colletotrichum aenigma is the source of this 1164-nucleotide messenger RNA. RefSeq names its product Transcription factor BOA15. Lineage: Eukaryota; Fungi; Ascomycota; Sordariomycetes; Glomerellales; Glomerellaceae. Gene Ontology annotation, cellular component: nucleus. The transcript has 3 exons. Gene Ontology annotation, molecular function: DNA binding; zinc ion binding. Bases 1 to 1164 code for a protein of 387 amino acids. The record is from RefSeq and is a predicted model, not a curated record. Gene Ontology annotation, biological process: DNA-templated transcription.
AUGGCUAUCUGUGAAUCGUACUUCGGCUCUAUCGACCUCUGGCUUCCAUUCGUCAGUAGAAAGAGGGUGAGGCAAGACCUAGAAGCGGGUGUCUCGGCAGAAUUGGCCCUACUCCUGCUCUGCAUGAAACUUGUAUCGGGAUCUACCCCGGCUGAUAAUAUGAAUCAAUCCGCUGCUGAAUCACCCACCUAUCAAGCCGCUCGGAGAUUUGCAAAUGCAUUGGAAGUCAUCAUUCCGACGUCUAUGCGUCUUUUCCAGUCUCUCGUGCUCAUAGCUCUCUACGAGAUUGGCCACGGCAUAUGUCCCACCGCUUACCUUACGAUUAGUCUUGCUGCAAGGCUCGGCCUUUUGAGAGGGGUGCAUGAUCGUAAUAAUGCCACGCAACUCUUCCAAACUCCACCAACUUGGACUCAUUGGGAAGAGGAGCGGAGGACAUGGUGGGCGACUUCCAUCUUGGAGCGUUACAUGAACCUUGGCCCUACAGGAUUUCCUCUAGCUACCCCUGAGCCCGUCCAAGGCGAAUUACUGCCUAUAUCGGACACGGAAUGGUUUCGCGGGUCAAUAGGAACAAGCCAACCGCUUUACACGACAGGCUUCUCAACCAACUCGGAGAUUGGUCCUUUUGCACGAACUUGCCAGGCCUCCCAUAUACUCGGUCGAGUGCUUGCGCAUAGAAACUCUCGAAAAGACUCCGUGAUUCAGAAGGAAACUCUGGAUCAGGCACUCCAGCUGGAGGCAACGCUGGGCGCUCUCGAUUCUCACCUUUCUCAGUCAACGGACGGCGGAUCGGCAAUUGUCGACCUAGCUCUUUGUACAGUCGCACGGCUGACCUUGUAUCAUGGCUAUGCAUGCAUCCAACCCGGCGCCAGAGGGGAGAGACUACCGGAAGAAAGCGACAUGCAAAAUGCUUCGAUACGCGGGUUGAAGCAAAUCAUAUCAGCACGCGGCCCAAUGAUCGCGACCUUUGUCAUUCAGCAGGCGGCAAUUGACGUCAAUAGUCUGAGCCCACUUGUGAUCCAAGUGCUGUACGACAUUGCGACCGAAUGCCAGUGGUUUGUCCGCGAGGGCGAUGUUGCCGAUGGCGCAGACACGACUCUGCAAUUGGCUAUGGAAGCUUUGAUACUGUUUUCGGAGCGGUGGACGUUCAAUGUCUCCAUCUCUUAA